AUGGGAAAGCGCAUGCGUGAUGAUGGCCAACUGACCAAGGAGGAGAGAAGACGACUCAAAAAGACCCGAAAAGAAGCUAUCAGCAUCGAAGACAUUACGCCGUCCUCAACCGAUGUUACGCACACCCCAAAUUCUGAAGCUCAGGAUGACAGCGCCAGCUACACACAGCAUCCUGGCUUGAAUGCCCUACCACAAACAGAGAUCGAUAACUUUCUCAAGUCCGAUGCAAUUCAGAUUGCCGAUCCCCAAACAUCUGGCCUUCGACCGAUCACGUCCUUCUCCUUUCUGCCACCGUCUUUUGCUUCGGAGUAUUCAAGCAUCUUCAAGACCUUUUCUGCGCCAUCAUCUAUACAAGCAUUGGCAUGGCCGUUUCUUUUGUCUCACAGAGAUGUUGUUGGCAUCGCAGAAACUGGCAGUGGGAAGACCCUUGCAUUUGGCCUCCCACUGGUCGUGAGCCUGUCAGGUCUCAAGAAGAAGAAAGGUGUGCGUGCCGUGGUGAUAGCCCCGACUCGAGAACUUGCUAUUCAAGUUUUCGAACAGAUUGAGACUCUCACCAAGGUAGCUUCAUCCUCUCUUAAGGCUGUUUGCAUAUAUGGUGGCAUGUCAAAGGAAGAUCAACGCAGGUCCCUGUCCUCAGCAAAUAUCAUUGUUGCAACUCCCGGUAGGCUGAAGGACUUCAUGAGUGACGGAUCCGCCAAUCUGAGCAAGGUGAAGUAUCUCGUUCUUGACGAGGCGGACAGAAUGCUGGACAAGGGUUUCGAGGAUGAUAUCAAAGAGAUUGUGGGUAAGAUGCCUAGCUCGAAGAAGCGACAGACAGCCAUGUUCACGGCCACCUGGCCGAAGAGUAUACGUGAACUGGCGGCUACGUUCAUGACUGAGCCGGUAAGAAUAACGAUUGGAAGAACAGAUACAGAGGAUUCUGGAGAAUUAAGAGCCAACACGAGGAUCAAGCAGUCCGUCGAGGUUGUCGAACAGCAUGAGAAGGAGGGAAGAUUAUUGCAGCUCUUGAAUCAAUUUCAGAAGGGCGAUAAGAAGAAGGAUCGUGUCCUCGUGUUCUGCUUGUACAAGAAAGAGGCGUUGCGGAUUGAACGAUUUAUUCGCUCGAGAGGCUUUAGGGUCGCGGCGAUUCACGGUGACAUGUCCCAACGAGAUCGAAUCGCUAGUCUUGAAGCAUUCAAAAAGGCAGAAGUCAGCUUGCUCGUUGCCACAGACGUUGCGGCGAGGGGCCUUGACAUCCCCAACGUCAAAGCCGUUAUCAAUGUAACAUUUCCCUUGACAGCCGAAGACUAUGUCCAUCGCAUUGGUCGGACUGGUAGAGCAGGUGCAGAUGGUAUCUCAGUCACUCUGUUCACCGAACAGGAUAAAGGUCUUGCUGGUGGUUUGAUCAAUGUCCUCAAAGCUGCUAAGCAGGAAGUCCCAGAAGCUCUGCUCAGGUUUGGUACCACGGUCAAGAAGAAGCAGCAUGAGGCCUACGGUGCCUUCUUCAAGGAAUCCGAGGAAGGGAAGACUGCGACGAAAAUCAAGUUCGAUGAUUGA
Endocarpon pusillum Z07020 is the source of this 1536-nucleotide messenger RNA. Its product is annotated as ATP-dependent RNA helicase DBP3. NCBI's taxonomy places the organism in Eukaryota, Fungi, Ascomycota, Eurotiomycetes, Verrucariales, Verrucariaceae. The record is from RefSeq and is a predicted model, not a curated record. Gene Ontology annotation, molecular function: RNA helicase activity; ATP binding; RNA binding. The transcript has a single exon. Gene Ontology annotation, biological process: rRNA processing. Bases 1 to 1536 code for a protein of 511 amino acids. Gene Ontology annotation, cellular component: nucleolus.